This is a messenger RNA of Plectropomus leopardus (leopard coralgrouper), 3231 nucleotides long. RefSeq names its product thromboxane A synthase 1 (platelet) (gene tbxas1). The record is from RefSeq and is a predicted model, not a curated record. Lineage: Eukaryota; Metazoa; Chordata; Actinopteri; Perciformes; Serranidae. Gene Ontology annotation, molecular function: oxidoreductase activity, acting on paired donors, with incorporation or reduction of molecular oxygen; heme binding; iron ion binding.
GGACGAAGAGGACUUUCAUAAUAUUGACGAGUGACAUCCAUGGAGGAAUAUCAGGAACCUUGAUGUAAUGUCGACAGUAGAUAAGUGAGAAGAGUUUUUCCACCAUGGAGGCUGUAGUUAACUUCCUGAAUGUAUUCCACAUCGAGGCCAGUGGAUUGUCGGUGACACUCAGCCUCUUUCUUAUUUUUCUUGGCCUUCUGUACUGGUACUCAGUUUACCCCUUUUCAGUCCUUUCUCGAUGUGGCAUCAAACAUCCAAAGCCAGUACCUUUUUUUGGCAACAUAUUCCUGUUUCGCCAGGGUUUUUUCAACCCGAUCAAUGAUCUCAUAAAGACACAUGGCAGAGUUUGUGGGUACUAUUUGGGCCGGAGAGCGGUGGUGGUCAUUGCUGAUCCUGACAUGCUCAGACAAGUGAUGGUCAGGGACUUCAGCAGCUUCCCAAACAGAAUGACUGUUCGCUUUGCCACCAAACCCAUGACUGACUGUCUGCUCAUGCUCAGGAAUGAACGCUGGAAGAGAGUGCGGAGCAUCUUGACCCCAUCCUUCAGUGCAGCCAAGAUGAAAGAGAUGGUUCCACUCAUCAACACAGCCAUUGAUGCCCUGAUGAGCAACUUGAACAUCUCUGCUGAGUCAGGAGAGGCCUUUGACAUCCACAAGUGUUUUGGUUGCUUCACUAUGGAUGUUAUUGCAAGUGUUGCAUUUGCAACUCAGGUGGACUCUCAGAACAACCCAGAUGACCCAUUUGUCCGCCAUGCACAGAUGUUCUUCUCCUUUUCUUUCUUCAGGCCCAUCAUGCUGUUUUUCAUUUCUUUUCCGUUCAUCAUGGCUCCUCUGGCAAAACUCAUCCCCAACAAAAGACGAGACCAGAUGAAUGGGUUCUUCAUCAACAGCAUCCAGAAGAUCAUCAAGCAAAGAGAGGAGCAGCCUCCUGAGCAGAGGCGUAGAGACUUCCUUCAGCUGAUGUUGGAUGCACGCACCAGUAAAGAGAGUGUGUCCUUAGAGCACUUUGACACAGCAAACGCUGCUGGCGAGCUGGAUGACAGAAACCAACAGACGCAGCAGUCGGCCUCUGAUCAGGAGGACCGUCUUCACUCACAGGAGCCCCCCACCAGGCGUCUGCAGAAAAAGAUGAUAACUGAGGAUGAGAUUGUGGGUCAGGCUUUUGUCUUUUUACUGGCAGGCUACGAAACCAGCAGCAACACGUUGGCCUUCACCUGCUACCUCCUGGCUAUUCACCCUGAAUGUCAGUGCAAAGUACAGGAAGAGGUGGAUGAUUUCUUCACCAGACAUGAGUCACCAAAUUACACAAAUGUCCAGGAGCUGAAGUAUUUAGACAUGGUUAUAUGUGAAGCACUGCGCCUCUACCCCCCUGGAUUCAGGUUUGCAAGAGACAUCGACCAGGACUGUGUGUUGAACGGCCAGUUCCUUCCUAAAGGAGCAACGCUGGAGAUUCCAGCAGGAUUCCUCCACUACGACCCCGAGCAUUGGCCAGAGCCUGAGAGGUUUAUCCCUGAGCGAUUCACACCAGAGGCCAAAGCCAGUCGACAUCCAUUUGUAUACCUGCCGUUUGGGGCCGGUCCCCGAAACUGUGUGGGAAUGAGGCUUGCCCAACUGGAAAUCAAAAUGGCUCUGGUGCGUCUGUUCCACAGGUUCAGCAUUGUGGCCUGCUCUGAGACCAAGGUUCCUCUUGAGUUGAAGUCGUCGAGCACCCUCGGACCUAAAAACGGCAUAUUUGUGAAAAUUAAAAGAAGAGACAUGGGAGAAGGUCAAGUAAAUUCUCCAUCGUACAGUUAGAAGCUCAUCAUGAAUGGUAAAAAAAAUCCUAUAGAUUGUUGACACAUUAUGACAUGAUGCACAGUGUCAUAUACUGUCAAUACUUCCAUAGGUAAACAUGAUCAAGUAUAUUAUAAGUUACAAUACGCUGUCUACCUCAGUUACCGUGCUGCUUUAGGGAGUGAACUAGAAAUGAGGAACCUUUCAGUAUAUAGCAAUCUAUUUUUUUUUUUUUUUCAAAUACAUUUUGAACAUGCUACAACGUUGCUGAAGGUCAUAAACGUUAUUUAGGGAAAGUAUUGUUUCAUUAAUUUGAACAGUUUUCAUUUCACUUUACCAUUUCUUUAUCCAUUGUACUGUAGAAUUAGGAUUCUUUUAUUAAUUUGAAAGUGCAUUUAAUUAUUUAAACUUCUAUGAUUUUGACAAGUUACUACUGUUAAUUCAGUGAACAGAAAUUGAAUAUUGUAUAGUGUGUUUUAAAAAAGAAUAAUAAUAAUAAUGAUGAUGAUGAUGCUGAUGACAAAACUGCCAGCUAAACCUGAAAGUUUGCACAUUCCUUCACCAAUUGGACAGCCUGUUGUUUAACUGAGCCGUUCCCUUUGCGGUUGUUUUUUGCCCAUGAAUAUUGAUUAAUAUUUUACUGUCACGCAGUCACAGAGGUCAAUUUCUGGCAACAUUUUACUGAUUAUAUUUGAAUGAAGACUUUGCUUCAUGAUUCCCGAUACAGUGCAGCCAUGUUUCUGCCUCCGAAAAUUUGAGCAGAAACCGGCCAUUUUUAGAGUGAAAGAAGUGGUUUGUGGAAAGAAAUCAUCGUUGUUUCUAUUGUAUCUUGUUUCUGAUUACCUUAUAUAGUCAGCUUUUAUCAAUAUCUCAGUAUAAAAAAAUGUUCCUUACUAGCCCUAGGAGUAAAAGCAUUUAAUCGCUUUUCCCUUGAGAAUAUCAUUCAUUAGUCUUUACAAAGAACAUUUACACCUUAUUAAAAUGAAAAUGUUAUAUUAGGUAAAUAAGUGACUCUGAAUUUUAAUAGCGUUUGAGUUUUUCAGAGAUGCUUGACAAUUGCAGCCCUGAAUACAAUGAGAGUGAUUUAUUGAUGAUUCAUUCAAAUGUGUCUAUGAAAGAACAUAGAUUUCAGCUGCUGUGACUACAGGCAGAGGACUAAAUGUGCCUGUUUGAUGUGCACUAAAAUGGGUCAAAUGCCACUUGUGUGAAAUUAAAUUUGAACACAUGAUGAGAUUGCUCUUUUUCUGGUUUAUUUGUUAUAUAAAUUACACCAACUUCUUUAUUUGCAGUUUGUAAUGUGUUUAUUAUACAACAGUCAAUUUCAUUCUACAUCUGAACACCUGAUGAUGUCGGCCUCUGCAUCUUUCUUUUCGGCUUGCAUUAAUGACCUGUAGCAGACAGUCUUAUCACAACAACAUAGACACCAAUCACAAGACAAGCAUUUUCUAUUGGAAUGCUU